AUCUGAAAACCGGCUUCGCUCCAGAGACCCACCCUGAGCAGAGAAGGAUGAGUGCUAAGAUCUUGCUGUGCCUCUCAUUGGCUCUCUCCAUCCAGGGGGGAGCCUUGCAACCCGUGCCUAUCCAGCCACCUCAGGCCUCAUAUGCUGAGGGCUCUACUGCUGUCCUGCAGUGCCCUCUGCAAAGCGGCAAGAUCCAGGACUACCAUGUCUUCUGGUUCCAGCAAAAGCCAAGCAAAAGCCCAGCCUUCAUCCUGAAGCAUGGCAACGAUGGGAACAUAGACCGAUCCUCUUCAUUUGACGCACGUUUUGUGCCCAUCCGGGAUGCCGACACCAAUGCCUACGUCUUGCAGAUCCAGAAGGUGCAAACAGAGGACAGUGCCACCUACUUCUGUCUAGCAGAGGGAAAUUAUUUCCAGAUAGCAGUCUCAGGGAGUGGAACACGGCUCAGCAUCACAGGAGGACAAUCAGUACAAGUACCAUCAUCCGUCAUCAUAUUGUCUGACGUUUCCCAGAAGCCAGAAUCUUCUGAUGUCCACGCCAUAUGUGUAGUUGAAGACUUCUACCCAGGCUUACUAGAGAUCAAGUGGAGUGCUGCUGGGAAAGAUAUAACUGAGGGAGUGACCUCUGGAUCAGUGAUCUUGAAUGGGGAUGGCACUUACACCACCUCCAGCAUCCUGAACGUAUCGCGCAAUUUCUUUAACUCUGUCACCCCUAUUCAGUGCUCUGUGAGUCAUGAAUCUUCUGGGGCCAAGAUUGAACGGAGCCUGGAAUGGUGCAUGUAGAAGUAAAUGGUUUCACCUCAACGCCUCCCUUCUUCCCAUGCUGCUACUUCUCAUUCCCCUUUAGCUCUCGGCAAAGUGUGCCCUGCUCCGUGCUUUGGCUCCCCCCACCCACCCAGUAAACAUAU
Pseudonaja textilis is the source of this 907-nucleotide messenger RNA. Its product is annotated as immunoglobulin lambda-1 light chain-like. The record is from RefSeq and is a predicted model, not a curated record. NCBI's taxonomy places the organism in Eukaryota, Metazoa, Chordata, Lepidosauria, Squamata, Elapidae. Gene Ontology annotation, molecular function: peptide antigen binding.